This is a messenger RNA of Daktulosphaira vitifoliae (grape phylloxera), 1688 nucleotides long. RefSeq names its product V-type proton ATPase subunit H (gene VhaSFD). The record is from RefSeq and is a predicted model, not a curated record. Gene Ontology annotation, biological process: proton transmembrane transport. Gene Ontology annotation, cellular component: lysosomal membrane; vacuolar proton-transporting V-type ATPase, V1 domain. Bases 121 to 1566 code for a protein of 481 amino acids. Lineage: Eukaryota; Metazoa; Arthropoda; Insecta; Hemiptera; Phylloxeridae. The transcript has 10 exons. Gene Ontology annotation, molecular function: protein binding; proton-transporting ATPase activity, rotational mechanism.
GUAAAAGCGAUAAGUCUUCUGACUAAAUAUAUAAUUUUGUAGAGAAAAAUUUUGAUCACUAUUUCAUAAAACUUAAUCUUCUAUUAAAUAAUUGUUAAUUAUUUUGAGUAGAGUACAAAAAUGGCCAAAAAAGAAAAUGUCACUGAAUUAUUACCGCCAUUUCCAGAAGAAAACAUAGAUAUGUUUGCUGCUACUAGUGUUUUACAACAACAAGCUGCAGAAAUAAGAAAUCUAAAAUUGAAUUGGUUGUCUUAUUUAAAGUCCCAGAUGAUUUCGCAAGAAGUUUAUGACUUCAUAAGUGCAUAUGAUGCUGAGAGAAAUGAAAGAGGACAAAUAUUAAUUAAUAAUCGAGAUAAGGCAGCUGAAGCAUUCUUUCGUUUGUUAGAAAAUGUUUCAAAAGAGUCAACUAUACAAUAUGUACUUGUAUUAAUUGAUGAUUUGCUGACAGAAGAUUGUUCUCGUGUAGAAUUAUUUAAUGAUUAUGCUGUAAAGAAAAAUGAACCUGUUUGUGGAAAUUUUUUGAACCUUUUGAAUGCUUCAGAUGGUUUUAUAAAUAAUAUGUCUGCUCGUAUUAUUGCUAAAUUUGCAUGUUAUUCAAUUGAUUUCAUCAAUGAAACUGAUCUGCAAUUUUAUUUAAAUUGGAUUAAAGGACAGUUAUUAGCAACAAAUAAUGAUUAUAUGCAGUCUGUUGCUCGUUGUUUACAAAUGUUAUUACGCCGUGAUGAGUAUAGAACUGCAUUUAUUUCAGUUGAUGGUAUUUCUAUACUUCUAAGAAUAUUAUCAGGACGUGUAAACUUUCAAAUACAAUAUCAAUUGAUAUUUUGUGUUUGGGUGAUGACAUUUAAUCCACGUUUGGCUGAACGCAUGAACAAGUUUAAUAUCAUUCCAAUUUUAGCUGAUAUUUUGAGUGAUUCAGUCAAAGAAAAAGUGACUAGAAUUAUUCUAGCAGUUUUCAGAAACUUAAUUGAAAAACCAGAAGAUGGUACUAUUUCAAAAGAACAUUGUAUUGCUAUGGUCCAAAGCAAAGUACUAAAACAACUUAGUAUUCUAGAACAAAGAAAAUUUGAUGAUGAAGAUAUAGUUGAAGAUAUUCAAUUUUUGAAUGAAAGACUUCAGGCAUCUGUUCAAGAUUUAAGUUCUUUUGAUGAAUAUGCUACUGAAGUGAAAUCUGGCCGUUUGGAAUGGAGUCCUGUUCAUAGAUCAGCCCAAUUUUGGCGUGAAAAUGCUUCACGUUUAAAUGAACGAAAUUAUGAACUUCUACGUAUUUUGGUUCAUUUAUUGGAAACUAGUCGAGAUCCAUUAGUUUUAAGUGUUGCUAGCUUUGAUGUUGGAGAAUAUGUUCGACACUAUCCUCGAGGCAAACACAUUAUUGAACAACUUGGUGGUAAACAACUUGUAAUGCAAUUGUUGUCUCAUGAUGAUGCAAAUGUACGUUAUGAGGCACUAUUAGCUGUACAAAAACUUAUGGUUCAUAAUUGGGAAUACCUUGGACGUCAACUGGAAAAAGAACAAAAUACCACAAAUGACCGAAACAAACCAACCACAGCUCUUACUGGAAAAGCUUGAAGAUUUAUUAAAAAUAUAAACAAUAAACUGAACUUGUAUAUUUAUUAAAUUGUUUAUUUUAAUUUUCAAUUGGGAUUUAGAAAAAAAUAUAUAACUCUAUUAUAGUAAAUCUUCAUCUAUUA